AAAUUAGAAAUAACAACUAUAUCUUAUACAGAAGAACGGCAGGAAAUUGAAAGUAGUUUGCUCUAUAAAGAAUUCAAUAAAUCAAAAAAUAAACAAGAUCUAGAAAACUUUGAUAAAUAUUUAAUUAUCUUGGGAGCAAUAGCUCUUGCAGAACAAAAACCAGAAGAUUUUGAACACAGAUAUUGGAUAGACAAAUUAAUCGCAAAACGUAAAAAAGAAAUAAACCAAAAACUGCAAGAAAUAAAACAAAAAUAUUACCCAGAACAAUUGGAAAG
Messenger RNA from Dentiscutata erythropus, 275 nucleotides. Lineage: Eukaryota; Fungi; Glomeromycota; Glomeromycetes; Diversisporales; Gigasporaceae. The record is from the annotation of a GenBank genome assembly.